AUGAAUCUGCUGGUCAAAGAACUCCUCGAGGCAUACCCAGAAGCCAAAGUCGUCCUCACGACUAGAGAUCCUGAGAAAUGGCGCAGAUCCAUCGAGAACUCGGUCGGCCUCAUCAGCAAAUGGAGAAUCUGGCCUUACCUCGCUCUGAUCAGUCCUGACUGUGCAGCUUGGGUUCAGAUGCUCAACACGAUGGACAAAAUCAUGGACGGAUGGAGCAUAUCUGCUCUAAACCGCCACAACGCAGGCGUCCGAGCAGUUGUGCCCAAGGAUCGAUUGCUCGAAUUCAAAUUGGGACAGGACGGUUGGAAAGAGCUCUGUGAAUUCAUUGAACUCCCGCAGCCUGAUGGCGAGUUUCCGAACGUUAACGACGGCAAGAUGUUUGUCGCUGUUCAUGUACUCCUGAUUAACAUUUGGUUGAUGAAGGCUUUGAAGGAUGGAGUGAUCCGCAUGGCUCCUUGGUUACUCCUGAUUGGAUCUGUGUUGUUGGCUAGAAGGCUUAGAUACGUCUAG
This is a messenger RNA of Aureobasidium vineae, 510 nucleotides long. The record is from the annotation of a GenBank genome assembly. Lineage: Eukaryota; Fungi; Ascomycota; Dothideomycetes; Dothideales; Saccotheciaceae.